CUUACGUGAGGCGAUAGUGAAAGGUUUGAUAUUUGAAUGCGAUCCGUUCUUCUGUUUGGAAUGUGCCUACCAUCAGGAGGAGCAUCUGCUGUCCCAGAAAAGGGAGUCUAUGACACCUGCACAAUCUAUAGAGAUAGGGAGUGGGCCCUUGAUUGGGUGGGGGGGCUACACGAGGCGGGAUGUGGGGCCACUGUGUUUCUGAAGAACGCCACGGGUGAUGACUGGUUCUGUGUUGGAGGGAUUAUUAAAUCCGAGGAUGAGAGGAUGGACGGGCACGGACGAAAGUUCAGGAGGUUUUUUCUCACAACGGUGUUCGACAAACAAGGAGUGGAUCAUGCGAAGGCCGACAAUAAAGUCAGCCUUGAUUACAAUUUGUUCAAGGGGUUUGGCGGUAAGGCUACUACCAUGAAAGCCUUCGAUGUGUCCCCGAAAGAAUACGGGAGUGUGUUGACAAUGCUUGGCCCUGGGAAAUUCCUCGCCAAAACGAACGGGUACAGGAGACUCGGAAACAGUCCCACGGUAGAGGCCGAGCAUCGUAUGUCCCCGACAUUCGUGCCUUUUGACGCGCCGGAGGAGGAUCUCCCCGGUAUCGCAAUAACAGAGAGACAGAGGACGCCACAGUGUUUUCCAACGCAGCAGACGUCAGCGAGUGGAAGCCGGCGCCGCAACAAACAGAGCCAGCCGCGUCGUCCGCCUCGCGAAGAGGACCGUGGUCCUCCUGUGGGUUCGUCCCGCCGGAAGGAAUGUGCUGGACCGUCUCAGCCGUCCAGCCGGCAAGACGAAGGCACCCCUGCCAUCACAUACAAAAGGAAGGUCGUGACAACUGCUCCGUCUCCCACUCGUCAGAAGGACGAAGGUGGUGCAUCCCGGAAAGCGGCGCUGCGGGAGAUAAGCGAAGGAUUGGACGAGGAAACAGAGGAUGAUACUAGGAUCUGUAACUAUGAGGAGGACGACGGGGGCGAUGGAGAAAACGAUGAUGCUUAUCCUGUCGUUGAUGAGGAUGGACGGCAAGGCAUAUCUGAGCGGUCGGAGGGCAGUGUGCAGAAAAGGAAGCGACAAUCUUCAACAAGUCCAACGACGACGACCGAUAAGCACGCUGCGAAGAAACUCACUGUCGCUGCAUCUCGACAGACACUCAGAGCUUCUCAAGAGGCGGUCGCUGAAAGCGUGAAGAAACGAAAAGGGUUGGCGUCAACCAGGGCGACAAAAGCGGAGAAACGUCCACCAAAAAGAAAGCGGAUAGCUGAUGAGGGUGACUCUGGAGAGGAUGCCGAAGGGGUUCCUCCAGGAGUUGUGUCGGAACAGACACAACCUUCCGCCAACACCCAUGAUGAAGCCAUCGACACAACACGGUGCUUCUUCCUCGAGUUCGAUGAAGAUGGGUUUGCGAAGAAGAAACGGGAACACAUUGAAGUGGACGUCACGAAGAUCUUGCCAAUCCCUGAAGGUGACAUCCUCUUCAACCAUAGAACGUUGGAUGAAACGUUGGUGCAGUCCAUAUACGAUGCGAUCCAUAAUGCGACCAAGGAAACCAACGAGAAGUGGGAUAUCACGACUUUCAUCCUGACUCCUAUUGUGCCCAACAGGGACGGGUCUCAAGGCAGACGGAUCACACCGGAGCAAUUCGACGUCGAACUAACUCAUACAUACAACUGGUAUGCUGUUGCUGGCCAGCACACGGUUGAGGCAAUAAACAGACUCAUUAAAGACAAGUCACCGACCGAGAAAGUGUAUGGCUUGAGGUCAUACUCUCACGUAUGUGUUGUCUACUUUGACGAUGACACAAAGAGAGGAUAUCCGUACGUCUCGACGUUCGACAAUACGAGGGAGGAGCGUUCCAUCCCAAGAUCUGUGAGAUACAUCGACCUGCCGGGGAAAGCGGAACGGAGGCUGCCUGGGCAAUACUUCCUCAAGGACAACUCCGGCAAAAAAGUCAUGUUCCACUGCAUCAAGGCCAGAAAGGGGCCACCAAGCGCAACGGUGUUUAUACCUGACUUGACGCCCACAAUCUUCAAGUUGUUCGACGAUAUGACAGCGAGAGAGAAGCAAGUGGCGCUUCACCACAUGAUGCGUGGUGACGUGAUCGUGACAUCACGUACGGUACCUCGUGGUAGAUGCAACAUGGCGGACCUGGUGAAAUAUACUCGGCGUAAAAGAUAUAUGGUCUGUAUGUUCAACUACAUAUUGUUCAAGGCCGAGGGGAGGUCAAAAGAAGAGUGCAGCGCUGACUUCUUCAUCGGUUGUACGACCAUCUUGGAGAGGUACAGCAAAAACAGCCUGACGGACGAGAAAUGGACCGAGGAACGCGACCACAUCCCUGACGACAAGGCGAGGAAGGUGCCGAGGCGUUUGGGCGGUCAAGAUGAGACUAAUGGUGAGAACGGUGCGAGACUGGAGGCAACCCAAGGCAUGUACAAGGAAACCCCUUUCCACCUCAAGUGUUUUAUCUACGAGGCGAUCGGUUGCUUGGACGACCUGAGAGUGGAGGUUAAUCGGAUAUCCUCCAGUGCUUGUCACAUCUUUUGGGAAGUGGGGAAGAGGAUUACCACGAUCCUGCCAUUUGAAAUCGAACCGAAGGGACUGCUCACCAACAACGAGGAGGUUGUUGGUACGGCGAGGGGGAUGAAGAUACGGGCAACCAUUCGUGAUAUGUCAACAUCACCGAAAUGUGUUCCGUGGGAUGGUGACACAUUUUUCAAACUGUACGCUUUCCUUAUGACAUGCUGUGGCGAAAACUGGGCCUUGAUCAUUUUCGCGCCGAUGAAACACCAGAAACAGGUGAUGCAGAGUGUGUACAAGUGGGAUGAUGUUGCGGUGCUCACAGGGUCAUGGUACAGACACUACACACCUUCGACAACCUUGAACAAGUACAACAACAUUGCAGUUCGGUACACUGAUAUGAUGGCUAUUGUCCUCCACGCUGAGAACGACAAUUUGGACAAUAUAAUGGUUGCGCCGAAAUUGCGAGCCGAGUUGACAAAUUUGAACGUUGAAGAGGGUGAAUUUGUGAGGUGCUCAGGGGAGUGUAUCGGUGUGGAGGGCGACAUUGAUGCGGUUUAUUCUUGGAUGGAACGAGAGUCAGCACUCGGCUACGUCAUCAGGAAAAGUGAACUCGAGAUAGCAAUGAACGAGUACCACGGAUCGCACAUGAGUGUUUUCCACAUGUUCGUCGCAUGUUGCGAGCAUCUGUAUUUCAAUAUGAAGAAAAGAGCAUUGUCAAGCAGGGACUAUGCGGACUUGGCACUUAAAGUCGGCAACUUCAGCAACAUCGAUUGGGACGAAGACACGUCAGACUCCGACCUGGACGUUUCGUCGCGCGCGGCACGAGGUGUGCCGGAGGGAGCACGUACUGAGGAGCCGCAAGGGAGCACCAACGCAGAUGCGAAGAAGGCGAGCUCGAGUUUAGGAGCGACACGUGCGAGUGAGGGAAAUGUGGAAGAUAGAAUGAAUGCAAAGGGAGAAAAGAAUGGUGUACCAACGAACCCGUUGGAUGCGAGUGAGGGAAUCGUUAACUCACGGGGCAACACAGCGGGAGGAGAGAAUGGGUGUGCAAUGACCCCGCCGACAGCUGGACCAUCAUCGACGCAUGCACCGCAGCCCGAGCAGCGAACACUUACGUCGAUGGACACAAAUGAAGACGAAGAUUUGGAUAUGACAGCACUCACGCCGAAACUCGUGCCUGAAAAAUCAUUACCUCAAGGCUUUGCUCAAGACCCUUCAGUGUCAUACUUGCUGCAAGACAAGUACAAGAACUCAUCGGACGAGGAUUGGGGUCAUCAUAUUCUCUGGCAUGAGGGCGUGUUCGAACUGUGCGUGUUUGCAGGCAAGUGGCACAUGGCUGUGAAGAUAAGAGACCGCGGAUGGGUCGCGAAGGAAAGAAAGGACGCUGCGAUAUGGCACAGCGUGACGGAAACGCAACUUUUUCGGCGAGUUUUAAAAGAAAAUGUUGGUGCAGGCGAGGUGGCUGUAGCGGCAAAGGCAAAAGCUUUGUUUGAGCAUUUGCGUGCGAACAAACAACUAGAAUUCAGCACAAAGUUCUACGACCUUGCAUCAAGUGUGUCGUACGGCUCCAUCGAUUGGAAAAUCAAACAGGCGUCAGUAGUACAAGGAAUCAAUAGCAUCACCUCUCUGAAGACUCAAGACGUCAUCGCAACUAACACCAUCGUCGCGAUGGCCAGAGGGGAUGCAGGCUGCGAAACGGACACACGUGCGAACGCAAGUCACAUGCUGAAUGAACAGCUGCGAGCAUGUGUUCAACAAAGCACACAGAGAAGCGCAAUGGGGGAUUCCACUAUGAUACGCAAGGACGGCGACGACAUGGAGUCGGACACAUUGACAGAGCAGCCAACGCGGGGGAUCAACGAUGAGACAACAAUCGUUGGAUCUUUCGGGUCUCUUGUAGCGACAAUAGCGGCGAGGCAAGGCGUAUCUAAGAUGAUGGAGACCGAUGCUGGCCAGGAUGGUGAAAGCCAGACGGUGAAGGUGGCGCAAGAGGAGGUGGCAGCAACAACAGAGGAGACGGAGAAAGGUGAGGGAUCCCGCGAACAAAAUUCCAUAAUAGAUAUGAGAUCGGAGAGUGCGGGCGAGGAUAUGAUCCAAGAUAACGAGCAGAAAGAUGACCACGCUGCACCAAGAGUGGAAGGUGACCACGAAGAGGACGCGCAACGACCGAGACGGUCAACGAGAGUAGUAAUUGAGAAAACUAUGUUAGAUGUGUAGGAAAGGCUUAGACGGGCAUGGCCGUUUACACGUUU
This is a messenger RNA of Chara braunii, 4754 nucleotides long. The record is from the annotation of a GenBank genome assembly. NCBI's taxonomy places the organism in Eukaryota, Viridiplantae, Streptophyta, Charophyceae, Charales, Characeae.